AUGGAGUAUUUUGUUGAAAAAUAUGGAAUACCAGGAGUCAUCGGGUGUAUUGAUGGCACACAUAUUGCCUUACAAAGGCCGACAGAGAAUGAACAUAUGUUCUUCAACCGUAAGGGAUAUCAUAGCCUUAAUGCAAUGAUAAUAUGUGAUCACGAAUAUAAGAUAUUGGCUGUAAAUUCUCAAUAUGGAGGCGCAGCUCACGACAGCUUCAUUUGGAAGCACUCUGACCAAAGGAAAUACCUUGAAGGACAAUAUCGAUCGAGCCCCAGCAGGAGUGCUUGGCUUUUAGGUGAUUCUGGAUAUCCACUAGAACCGUGGUGUAUAACACCCUACCGCAGCCCGGGGGAAGGGUCAAGUGAGUCAACUUUUAAUGAAGUGCACUCUAAAGCUCGAUGUGUUGUGGAGAGAACAAUUGGCAUUCUAAAAGGUCGAUGGAGAAUUUUGGGAUAUGGGAAAAGAGGCAGAUACAAGCCAGAAAAAGUAGCACGAAUUGCAAAUGUGUGCUGCGCUCUCCAUAAUAUAUGUAUCACAUAUAAUAUUUCUUAUUCUCCACCCAGUAUACGAGAUGACGAACUUGACCACACAGAUUUACAUCACACAGAAGAAGCAUCGCUUCUAAGAGCAGCACAAGCGAUAAGAAAUAAUAUUAAAAACUCUAUUUGUAACUAA
Molecule: messenger RNA, 669 nt
Organism: Episyrphus balteatus (marmalade hoverfly)
Lineage: Eukaryota; Metazoa; Arthropoda; Insecta; Diptera; Syrphidae
Product: putative nuclease HARBI1
Exons: 4
Coding region: 1-669 (222 amino acids)
Source: RefSeq, a predicted model, not a curated record